Malassezia sympodialis ATCC 42132 is the source of this 7893-nucleotide messenger RNA. RefSeq names its product Utp20p (gene UTP20). The record is from RefSeq and is a predicted model, not a curated record. Gene Ontology annotation, cellular component: small-subunit processome; nucleolus; 90S preribosome. NCBI's taxonomy places the organism in Eukaryota, Fungi, Basidiomycota, Malasseziomycetes, Malasseziales, Malasseziaceae.
AUGGGCGACAGUGCGGCGCCGCACCGCUACGUGUCGUUCCACGAGCGGCUCAAACAUGUCACUAUCGACUUAUCAAGAGACUCUGGUACGAACUGGGGUGCCUCGCGCUUGCAGGUGGCCGGUCUCGAUGCGCCAGCAAGCGCCUUCGCCGUGGCAACAGGAGCGACCCCCACUGUCACCGAGACGUCCGACCUGCAGAGCACGGCCUUCGGCUCGGCGCUGCAGCAGUGGAAUGAGCUGAAUCUAAGUUUGCCAUUUCAGUCGUUUUAUGCGAACGUCAUGCCUAAGGCACAAUCGCUUGUUCUGCUGGUGCACCACCGCGACGAGAUCGCGGCGGAGCUGGACGCGGGGCUUACGCUGCGCGACCCACAAAAUUGGCUCGCGUGGGAUGCACUUUUGGACCUGGUGCCACGUAUGGCGUUUGACCUGGGCUCUGAGUUCCUUCCUGUGUACCCCACGCUUCUGACGGCCCUACUGCGCGCGUCCUCUCUGAUGGACAAGAACCUCACGCGGGGCGACGAAGAGCUUGCCGCGCGUCUCGUGGAGCGCGCUUUCCACAGCGCAGCGUGGCUAUUUCGGGCCGUAUCUUCGCUCAUGGUCCGCAGCUCGGACGCCCAAUUGCUUGUCGCAAGCUGGACUAUUGUCCGCGAUCUGCUUACCGACCAGACAUUAACCGCCUCUGUAACUGACAACGAAGACGCUCAGUGUGCAGAGAAUGAUGCUAUGCUGCGGAGCAUGCGUCCCAUGGCCCGUUCGCACACACGCCGCUUUGCGACCGAGGCACUCGCACAUCUUAUUCGCAAGGCGCCGCUUUCGCAGCUGGGUGUACUAGUACAUACCAUGCGUGUGGAUUCUCACACGUAUGGACCAGCCCUGGAUAGCGGCAUUGCUGCGACGUGGGCUCACAGCUGCAAGACGGCUGCGCAUGCUCUUCAUUCGCGGACGCGCGAACUUCUUUCAUGUGCUCUCAGCUGGGAUGCACCGUUUGCCUCCAGCAUCGAGCGGUGGGGUGAGCGCAUCAUGACAGCCCUGGUGCACCAUACACGUGCGCUCGAUAUGAUACCAGUGUUCGAGUGGCUGCUGUGUCGGGCGACAGAGAGCCCGCUGGCCGAGCUGCCGACGUGCCUGGUAUGGCUCACUGCGGCGCUAGGCACCCGCAAGGGCACGCGCGUGGACGACAGCGUCAAGGCACAAUUCUUUGCUUGGCUGCCGAAGCUGGAUGCUCGCAUGGUCUGGAACUCCUCGGCAACGAAUGCGCCGCUACUCCGAGCUUACACGUCGUUGGUAUGUGUGUCCAUGCCUUUGGCCCGCGUACAGGACCUGACAGGGCCUGGAAAGCAGGUCUUGCAAGCGUUUGCGACGCGUCACGAGCGCGAGCCGUUUGAGGUGGCAUGGGCGGCAUUCGACGGCGUAUACCGCGCUCUUGGUGACCCUGCGCUAGCGUGGCACAGCUAUGGUGCACUGGCACUGCCUACCGCGCUCGAUGCCACGUCGCAGAUCUUGGCCGGUCAUGCCAAGGCCGCGCAGGAAGAUGCCGCGCUGGCGUUCCUGGCCGAGCUCGAUGCCCAAGGGCACCUCGCCAAGCUGCAUGAUGCGCCGCCGACCACCACUGUGCUGCGAUGGACGAAGCGUGCGCAAAAGAAGGUCCAGCAGCGCCUAGAUCGCCUGGCCUCGCUGCUGGACAGCGGGCGAACGGACGAUGAGGUUCUGACGAGCAUGCCAGCUGUGCCACUCGCGUGCCGCUUUCCCAGCGCUGCACCGGCCAUGGCACGUCUCCUCGUGCGCUGCAUCCAAGCAGCGGCAAGCGGUGCCGGCACCACAACGACUCGUUAUUUGGAUGGCAUCUUAGGCUCACUGCUCGCGAGUCUUGUAACUGUGUUACGUUCGCCUCUGAAUGUACGAGAGUGUGUGCAGGUGCUUUUUGACGGUGAGCCGAGCAUCUUUGUGCGUUUGCUGCAGGCCAGUGUGUCUAGCCAUGCCGUCCUACCUGCCCUGGCUGACCUGGCCGAGGCGGUUGCAGCACCGACGUCUCUGCCGUCCGUGACACAUAUGUGGCCUGUGCUGAUUAGUGCCUUGCUUGAUCCCAACCGCGCAAUUGUACAUGCGGCGCUGCGACUGUUGGCGCUCGUAACAGAGGCGCCUCUCAACGUGUUUGCUCUCCUCGCGGAGGUCGAAGCGAUGUCCCUCGAUGUGGCCAACGUUACCGCUCGAAAUGUUAAGCUGCGAUACGCCCAGCGCGAAGCUUGCAAGGCCCUGACUGGUAGCGACCUGCAGAUGCAGGCCCUUGUGCGUUAUGCCAUCGGCACACUCAAGCUCAACUUAAAGCCUGUAUGGGCCGCGAGUCGCGAGACACUGGUGGCCUUGAGUGCGCGCAUCGGCGAGGAAGUCUGGCGCGUCUCUUUCGCUGAACUGCAAGCGGCCGAUGCCCUAGUGCAUGCGGGUCCCGAGCCUGGCGAUGAGAUGGAGGAGGAGGAGGUACCUCAUGUUACUGAACCGUCGCAUGACGAUGCUCGCGACGACCUGUACCAACUGCAUGAUCCGCAGCUGACCCGCCGCCUCCGCACUCUUGCACAUAUUGUGCACUUGGACGGUGUGGAUCCUGCGCAGCGCGCGGCGUCUGCGCUUCAAGCGCGCAUGACGCCGCACGUACGUUUUGAUGCCGCGCAUUAUGCCACAGAGAUUCUCCUGUUGUAUGAGCAGCAUGCCUUGUUACCCGAAAAGCACAGCGAGGCUUUCGUGUCGCAUGUGCUUGCGCAGUGGGCGUCGCUGGUAGAUGCGCCAGAGACGGACCGCGCACCGACCAUUGCACGCAUGGAACGUCUGCGCCAGUUCCUCGCCAUCUUUGCCGAGUUCCGUGACCCGGCACGGAUGCACAAGGCCUCGGACAUGCAAACCCACUUCCUUGCUCUGUGUGCGCAGCCGGAAAUCACUGUACAGCGCGGCGCACUCUCGUGCCUGCUGACCUGGAAACCGCCUGCACUUGUGCACAUGGAAGACAAACUGCGCAACCUGCUGGACACGGCCAAGUUCCGCGAUACGCUCUCGCAGCUGGACCUCUCGGCGACGUCGGAGCAGUUCAGCGCUGUGAUGCGCCCCCAGGUCAUGCCCGUGCUUAUCCGCUUGCUGUAUGGCCUUAUGAUUUCGCGGCGUGGCGUGCGGACAAGCGGUGCUGGACAGCAUGCGCGCCGUACGGCCAUUCUAUCGGCCUUAUACGAGAGUCGAGUGGAGGAGUUGCAGCUGCUGGUCGAUCUCAUGCUGGGGGCCUUUGUGGAUCAGGUCGUGACACAGCCAUUUGUGCUACCGCCACCGCCCGAGGCGCCCAUGCGGAAGCAGCUGGGUUUAUUGCAGAUGCUCGGCGAGGUCUUGCGUCACCUAGGACGUGCUCUUCAGCCAUGCAUGCACCGCCUGGUCGGUGUGGUGGUUAGCCUCGCGGCGCAUGCAGCCGAUGCCACCGACGAGCAGGCGCGCGAAGUGAGGCGCGCUGCACUGCGUCGCCUCGCAGACUUUGUGCGUUACGGCCAAGGGACCAACUGGACCGAGUUCCGCGACGUGAUCCUUACGCGCCUGGUCCAUCCCCGGCUUGCUACAUUCGCCCAAGACAGUGUCCAGGCGCCAUCCGCGUUCUUGGAACUGUGCCGCACCUGGAUCAGCGAGAGUGACACACUCAUUUGCUUCCUGAGCGACACGUCCAUUUUGCCUGCGGUGUAUGCUGGUCUUAGCAGCACAAGCAUCAAGCCGCCUGUCGCACAGACCAUCCUCGAUAUGGCCGAGCGCCUGCUUAGCGUCGCUGAGGCGGAAGGCGAAGAAGCGAAGGCCAUUCGGGACCAGGUUGUCCUCCCGAUGGUGCCUGCUCUGCUUGAGCAUCUCCAGCCGCUUGUUCGCCACACAAUCCGCACUGAGUUUACGCAUCCCCUCGCUCUACAUGUUCGCGAUGAUCUUCUGCGCCAGGAACUGAGUGUGCUUUCGCUGCUGGCGCCGCACAUUGCGACACAGGCGGCUGCUGCCAAGGUCGUCGAGCUUCUUGUGCCACUCAUGCGCCACAGCGCCCGCGCCAUCCCUGAACGCACCAAGACGGAGCUGCUGCGCACCUUUUCCCUGCUGCUACCUCGCGCAGGUACGUCAGGAGCUUUUCUGGACGACCUGUAUGGCCUGUUUUGCCGCCUUGGCUCGGAGCUGCGCUCGCGCCAGGCACGCGGACAGUAUGCGGAGGCCUUUGCGCAGCUUGCGACGGCUGAGCCGAGUCUGACUCGUAUCACGGAAUGGGUCCGAGCGCUAAACGCGUACUCCGCGCGGAUGGUGGAUGAGCCAGACCUGGAGCAGCGCCUGAGCGCCUUCGAUGCGAUCCUUGAUGCGGAAACGGUCAUUGGUGCUCGCGAAUGGCAUGUUCUGCUUUACCAUGCCCUCUUUUAUAUUUGCGACGACGAGCUAGCGAUGCGUACGAAUGCCUCAGCGAUGCUGCAGCGCUUUGUACGCGAGGCACACGAUCCUGAGUGUGUGUCGCUGGCCACUCGUGUGCUGCUCCCAGGCAUGCGCCGACGCCUGCACAGCCGCUCGGAGGCCGUACGCAAGGAGCUGUUCCAGCUGCUCGGCAUCACAGUUACUGAGAUGAGCGAGUUGGUACCACCACUUGCCGAGCUGAAUGUACUGCGAGCGGGCGGUGAUGACGAGGCGAGUGUGUUCACCAACCUAUACCACAUCCAGACGCACCGCCGCGUCCGCGCCAUGCACCGCUUAGCCCAAGCGGCGGAGAGCGGCGCGCUCCGCAGCAAGACGCUCUCGGACCUGUUUCUGCCUCUGACUUGGUUUUUCCUGUUGCCUAAUCAGAGCGGAGGUAUCGACAUGAACAUGGCCAACGAAGCUUUGGCGUGCAUCCGGCGCAUGGCCGCGCAGCUGCAAUGGAAUCACUAUUACCACUGGCUCACCCGCUUCUUGCGCGAGCUCAAGGAGCAUGCAGCGAAGGACGAAACGUCGCCAGCGGAGCGCUUGCAUGUACGUGGUGUGGUGGGCGUGCUCGAAGCGUUCCACUUUGACUGCAAUGAAGACGUCAGCGACAAUACCGGCGCAACGGAGGAAGAUUUGGCGGACGACCAGGCGUACGACGGACAGGCGCUCGCGCGAGACUUGACACAGCCUUUAGACGCGCAGCGUGAUCAAAAGGUGGCGCUAGCCGCUACACUCACAACGCGUGUGCUACCGCCACUGCAUGAGGCGCUUCAAGUCAAGGACGAGGACCGACUGCCUGCGCGCCUCCCACUCAUUGUCGGUGCGGCACGCCUUGCGCAGCACUUGCCCAAGGACCGUCAGCAGGUGGAGCUGUUCAAGGUCUUUGCCUCCUUGGCCAAUGCCUUACGCAGCAAGCUGCAGUCGACACGGGAUGCAUGCCGCGAGACGGCGCUGCAGAUGCUGCGUGCCAUCGGAGUCGAAUACCUCGCUAGCGUUGUGCGCGAACUGCGCCGACUCCUGACCCGCGGCCCGCAACUGGCCGUGUGUGCGUAUACGGUACACAGCCUCCUGGUCGCGCUGAGCACGGGCGAUGAGCCCUUACUCACAGGCUUGGACGAUGGCGUGCGCGAUAUGGUCGAGGCAGCCAUGGAGGACGUGUUUGGACUCACGGCUGAGGACCGCGCUGCCGUCGAAUACCGCACCAAGGUGCGCGAGUUACGCCAAAGCAAGAGUAUCGACACAUUUGAGCAUCUGGCGCGUCUUGCGGAGCCUAAGUGUGUGCAGGAGCUUUUGCUGCCUUUGCGCGGCGUGCUCGCAGCAAGCAUCGAGACGAAGACGCUGCGCCAUGUGGACGAGUGUCUUGGGCGUAUCGCGUCGGGUCUCAGCGCCAAUACGCAUAUUGACACACAUGACUUUCUCGUGCUGUGCUACACGCUCAUUGCAAAGGGUGAGAAAGCACUCGCCCAGCCCUUGGCCAGUGCGCCGUACCUGACCCAAAAUGCUCACAAGUUUGUCGAGCUGGGGCUGGAACUACUGACGACUGCGCUGCGUCGCUCGCGCUUUGAUGUUCACAACGAGGAGACCGUCGCUCGGCUUGUUCCACUCGUCAAGGCGGUGGGCGAGACGCUCUAUGCGACGAGCGGGCCUGUAAUUGAGCGUGGCUUACGAGCUGCUGCCGCUCUGGCUCGGUGCCCGCUGCCGAACCUGGCUGAGGCGCUGCCGGUGAUGCAGAAACAGAUGCUCGUGCUGCUGCGCAGUGCUGGUGGUCUACACUCGGCUAUGGCCCAGGCCGCGCUGCGGGCCCUGAGCAUUGUGCUGCGCGAAGGCCGUGCGCCUCCGCCGCCGACCCGGCAGCUCACCGAGCUACUCACUCUUGUGGAGCCUGAGCUGGAAACGCCCGUUGCGCAAGCGAGUGUGUUUGCGCUGUUGCGUGCGAUUGUAUCGCGAGCCUUUGUCGUGCCUGAGAUUUACGAUAUCAUGGACCGCGUUGCCGAACUUUUGGUGGUGAGCCACGACGCCCAGGUCCGUGAUAUAUGCCGCUCGUUAUACCUACAGUUCCUGCUGGACUAUCCCCAAGGACAGGGCCGUCUGCAGAGCCAGAUGCAGUUUCUGGCCAAACAUCUCAGCUACGAGAAGCAGGGUGGGCGCCAAAGUGUGCUCGAGCUCGUUGGUGCUGUGCUGUCCAAGUUCUCGACCGAAGUUGUGUCGCAGUUUUCGGAGCUGUUCUUUGUGGCACUGGUCAUGCUCCUUGCGAAUGAAGAGUCGACGGCAUGCCGCCAGCAGGCCGCACAGGUCCUGAGAACAUUGCUGGGUGCCGUUCAUGCACCGCAACGCGCCACGCUCAUGCAAAUGACACGCGCUUGGGCUACAGCCCAGGGCAGUGCGCAGGCACAGCAGCUGGCCUCUGUGGCUCUGCGUGUGUAUGAGCUGGCGGCGGAACGCGAUCAAAGCAGCGUAGCUGAAGAUGCAUGUGUCGCCAUUGUGCAGGCACUGCAGCAAGGCGCAGAAGAGGGCGAUGCAGAUGCAUGGCGCUACGUAUACCAGGCGCUGCAGACGAUGCAGUCGCUUGUCCAGCGCGAUCCGCAUGUAUGGACGCACCUGGCGCCUGCCAAAGAGCCUCUGCUCAUACUACUCACGUUCCCCCAUGCUUGGUGCCGCGUGUCGGCAUGCCGUGUGCUAGGUGCAAGCUUCGCGAGUCAGCAGCCCUGGACGCCUAGUGACUUGGUUCGCUCUGCUCGGCAGCUCGUAUCGCAGCUGUACAGCCCCUUUUUGGACGAUGCACUGACGCUCCAAGUGGUGCGCAACCUUGUGUUUUUGGGCAAGAAGUUUGCGGAUGGUAUCGAAGAAGAGCAUGUGGAAGACGAGGACGACGAUGAGGAUGUCGAGCAAGAGGACGACGAGGACGAAGCUGAGGACGAAGCCAGCACACAUGAGGAUGGGCCGCUAGUGCCUGCACGUUUGUCUUGGCUGUUUACAAAACUGUCGCAUGCUGCCCGCCUACAGCAUGGUGGCCGGUCCAACGAGUCGGCACCAAAGCGCGCAGGAGCCGUGCUCAAGUGGUUCGCUGCCAUGACGUCGCAGCUCGAGGCAUCAGUGAUCGGCCGCUUCCUCGUGCACAUCUUGUCACCAAUCCUGCGCAUCAUGGACGAUGAACAGGCGCCCGAGGACCUCAAGACAUUGGCCAAUGAAGUGCAGGAUAUGGUCCAGGAGUAUGUGGGGCCCGUCGCCUUUACGCGUGCCUACACCCAUGUGAAACAGACGCUGAUGGACAAACGUCGUGAACGCAAACAUUCGCGGCUGCUCGAGACGAUUGCGAAUCCUGAGCGUGCGGCCAAGCGCCGCACCGCGCGCAAUGCUGGCAAGCAUAUGAGCCGUAAGCGCAAGAACCAGGCGUUCAAGGGCCAACGCGUGGGCAACAAGCGCGCAAGAGGCUCUAUACGCGAUCCAUAG